GAUAAAUUUGGUUUUCCCAAUACAAUUGGAGCCAUAGACUGUACGCAUAUCUCAAUUAUUUCACCCGUAGAUGAGAACCAUGCUCCAUCAAUUACAUAAUUAAAUCGUAAAGGUUUUCAUAGUAUUAAUCUACAAGCGAUAUGUGAUUCAAAUAUGAUUUUUUUAAAUGUCAAUGCUCGAUAUCCGGGAGCAACACAUGAUGCAGCUAUAUGGGAAGUGUCAAAUAUAAAUUUAAAUUUAUCAAGACGUUACCAAAAUGGAGAUAGAAAAACUUGGUUAAUAGGCGAUUCGGGCUACCCCAUACAGCCAUGGAUGAUGACGCCUAUCAAUGAUGCUUUGCCAAAUAGUCCAGAAGCUUUAUAUACCCAGCUACAUUGUAGAGCUAGAAAUGUAGUAGAAAGAGCCUUUGGAUCACUAAAAAGUCGUUUCAGGUGUUUGUUGAAACAUAGGACAUUACACUAUAGUCAUGCUGCGGCUGGUAAAAUUAUAUAUGCAUGCAUAGUUUUACAUAAUUUAUGUAAACAAUAUGACUUACCAGAAGUAGAAUAUGAAGAUAACGAAGAUGAUGAGGAAGGCGAUGAAGAAAUAAACCCAGUAGUGGGUGGGAUCAAUACUUUAACAGAAGGCCGUUUAAUCAGAAGACAACUUGUAAACGACUUAAGUGAGUUAUAAAUUGCAUAUAGGUCUAGAUGGAGUU
This is a messenger RNA of Anoplophora glabripennis (Asian longhorned beetle), 697 nucleotides long. Its product is annotated as putative nuclease HARBI1. Lineage: Eukaryota; Metazoa; Arthropoda; Insecta; Coleoptera; Cerambycidae. The transcript has 3 exons. The record is from RefSeq and is a predicted model, not a curated record. Bases 154 to 672 code for a protein of 172 amino acids.